Molecule: messenger RNA, 1824 nt
Organism: Suillus plorans
Lineage: Eukaryota; Fungi; Basidiomycota; Agaricomycetes; Boletales; Suillaceae
Product: methylenetetrahydrofolate reductase-domain-containing protein
Exons: 8
Coding region: 1-1824 (607 amino acids)
Biological process (GO): tetrahydrofolate interconversion
Cellular component (GO): cytosol
Molecular function (GO): FAD binding; methylenetetrahydrofolate reductase [NAD(P)H] activity
Source: RefSeq, a predicted model, not a curated record
AUGAGAAUCAGCAAAAAGAUCGAGCAGUCCAACAAGGAAGGCAAAUUAUGGUGGUCAUUCGAAUACUUUCCACCUCGGACAGCUCAGGGUCUCCAAAACUUGCUUGAUCGUAUCAAGCGCAUGACCGCAUUGGGCCCAGAAUUCAUUGAUAUUACAUGGAAUGCUGGUGGUCGGACGUCCGAUUUGACUGCACACAUGGUGAAGACGUGUCAAGGCUCAGUGGGCGUAGAAACAUGUAUGCACUUGACAUGCACGAACAUGCCUAAAGAAAAAGUCGACAUUGCUCUCCAGGAAGCAAAAAAAGCUGGCUGUCGCAACGUCUUGGCUCUUCGUGGUGACCCACCUCAAGGGAAGGAUGAGUGGGAAGCGGUCGAGGGUGGUUUUGUACAUGGUAUUGACCUGGUCAAACACAUCCACAACGAAUACGGGGACUACUUCGAUAUCGCAGUCGCUGGAUUCCCUCAGUUCCAGCUCCUUCCGCCCGCAGAACGUGACCUUGAAAUGAAAUACCUCAAAGAGAAAGUCGAUGCAGGCGUCAACUUCAUUUUCACACAGAUGUUCUACGACGUCGAUGUCUUUAUUGACUGGGUGAAUGCAGUUAGGGCGGCUGGAAUCACGAUUCCAAUCGUUCCUGGUAUUGCUCCUGUUCAGACGUGGAAUGGCUUCUUAAAGGCCACAUCUCUUGCGAACACCAAGAUUCCGCAGUUUUUCUUGGACGCUCUAGAGCCUUAUAAAAACGAUGACGAGAAGGUUCGAGAGAUCGGAACUAAGCUCGUGGCGGACAUGUGCCGGAAGAUUCUUGCUGCUGGCCUCGGGAUCCAGGGUCUUCACUUCUAUACCAUGAACUUGGAGAAGGGGACAAAGAUGCUGCUAGAGGAACUGAACCUUACGCCUCGUGUAGAGACUAUCAAGCCUUUACCCUGGAGACAAUCGCUUACACCAAACCGACGGCAAGAAAACAUCCGUCCUAUCUUUUGGGCGAAUCGGGCCGAUUCAUACCUUUCGCGUACUGAAAACUGGGAUGAGUUCCCAAAUGGUCGGUUUGGUGACUCACGGAGUCCCGCGUAUGGUGAGCUUGACGGAUACGGAAUCUGGCUCAAACAAACGAAGGAGGAGGCUUUGAAACUUUGGGGAGAGCCCAAGACAUUUGGAGACGUCGCAUCGUUAUUUAGUCGAUUCUGUUUGGGUAGUCUCAAGGCCCUCCCAUGGUCGAAUCAAGCAGCGUCUUCCGAAACCUCUGCCAUCGCCUUGCAACUCGCUAAGAUGAACGAACUUGGUUUCUUGACAAUAAACUCUCAACCCGCCGUCAAUGGCGCAAGGAGCGACGACCCACAAUUUGGUUGGGGUCCAAGUAAUGGGUACGUCUACCAGAAGGCAUAUUUAGAGUUCUUCGUUGGCCCUCAACUGCUAGAACUCCUGCUUGCUCACAUCGAGCAUGAUAGCAAUAUGACCUACUACGUCAUCAACAAACAAGGUGACCUGAGGACGAACACCCAUUCCGACGGACCCAACGCUGUCACAUGGGGAGUUUUCCCCGGCAAGGAGAUUGUCCAACCAACAGUUGUCGAGGCUCUCAGCUUCAUGGCGUGGAAGGACGAAGCAUACGAGCUAGGUGUCAAGUGGGCCAACAUUUACGAGGCAGGGACGCCAUCACGCAAGCUCAUGAUGGAGAUCUUUGAAUCAUCAUGCCUCGUCAACGUCGUCCACAACGAUUUCAAGGAUUCACAAGCCAUCUUUGAGCCCUUCUUCAAGGCAGGUGCGGAAUACACAGCCCAGCACAUCAAUGGCAACGGCUCUGCUGCACCCAAGGCACUUCCAAACUAG